Electrophorus electricus (electric eel) is the source of this 1034-nucleotide messenger RNA. NCBI's taxonomy places the organism in Eukaryota, Metazoa, Chordata, Actinopteri, Gymnotiformes, Gymnotidae. The record is from RefSeq and is a predicted model, not a curated record.
UCAAAGCGUGACGGGCGGAAGCGUGUGGCUCGAGCGUUCACGCACUCCGUUCAGCAAACGUCCUCCGUCAGUCUAUGAGUUCACAAACUCAUGAAGUAACGACGUGUUUUGUCUUUUUAAAAACCAAACCAAAAAAAAGUUGUUUGUCAGAAAUGGGAGCCAAUAAUAGCACGCGCCGCGUGUCUCUCGAGCGAGACGAGAACGAUAACGUGACGGUUGUGAAGGGCAUCAGGUUUUCUUUCCCAGCUCUCUGAGGGUGUCAUAAAUCGCAUGAGAGAGUCAUCAGGCAUACAGCAGACGACACCACCCCCCGGACCUGCACCCGCAACCUCAACCCCACCCCCAGCCGAGCCUGUUGCGUCGCCCCCUACAGUGGACGAGACUGAACUAAGGAGGAAGAUCUCGGAGGAGCUGCAGAGACACCUGGAAGAGGAGCGAAGCAGGAACCGACGUGAACUCCAUCAGUGGCUGGAGAAGGAGAGAACCCAGUUGCAGGCCCAGGCCCAUGCAGACGCCCAGGUGCAGGGUAAGGAUUGGGUGAGCCGAGUCCUGCCCAGGGAGAGGGCCGCGCUCGACGACAGCAUCCACUACGCUGCUCUCCGGGAGAGAAUUAACGCUGACAACGAGAAGCUCAGAGUCCAGUCUAUGCAGUUGGAGGCGAGAGACCGAGCACUAAGGAAGCAGGAAGCUUUCUACCGAGAGCAAGUGGCUAAACUGGAAGAGCAGAGUGCCCAGGUCGCCAAGGUCACCAAUGAGAACUACCACAAAGCAAUGGACGAGGUGAACGCUAAAUUCAAGCGUUAUGAAGUCAGCGCUGUGUGUGCUGACCUACAGGACCAGAUUAUGAAGUGCUACCGGGAGAACGUGGGAAAGACUCUGCUCUGUUCCCGCCUGGCCUCCCUCUACCUGCAGUGUGUCAGCGAUGCUAAACAGAAACAGGCGAAUUCGGAGCGAUAACGGCGAGACGUGGACUCGGGGCAGCCUUGUUUGCAGUGUAGAGAAACAACUGUUAGUGGAAGGCCGUGCUGGAUACA